Molecule: messenger RNA, 1512 nt
Organism: Lactuca saligna
Lineage: Eukaryota; Viridiplantae; Streptophyta; Magnoliopsida; Asterales; Asteraceae
Source: the annotation of a GenBank genome assembly
AUGAUCAGGCGCCUCCAAUUUCAUAGCCCGGUCACACGCAUCUCCUCCGUCCACCACCGCCUAUUUCACUCCACCACCAGCAACCCCUCCGACUAUAAUACACCAUGUCCUCCAUCACCAGUCACCACUCCCGAUCCCUUAACACCAGUCAACCCAUCACAUCUCCUCCGCGUCUGCACCAUCCUCUACCAACAACAAGACUCGCCGGAAUCAAGACUCCACACCUCUCUCUCCCGCUGCGAAUUUGACCUCACCCAUGAAUUCUUCCUUCAAAUCUGCAACAAAUUCCCCUACUCCUGGAAACCCGUAUACAAGUUUCACAAAUUCACCCAAACCCAAACCUUCAACCACACUCCCGUCACAGUAAACAAAAUGCUUGACGUCGUCGGAAAAUCCAGAAACAUCGACCUUUUAUGGGAUCUGAUCAAUGAAAUCGGGCAUAGCCGUUUGGUUACAGAUAAAACGUAUAAGAUAGCGAUUAAAACGUUGGCGUCCGCGAGGGAGAUGAAGAAAUGUGUCGAGUUUUUUCACGUAAUGAAUGGAUUCGGUUACGAUUAUAAUCUAGGAACUCUGAACAGAGUGAUUGAGACUUUAUGUGGGUGUAAACUUGCUGAAGAAGCUAAACACAUUGUUUUAAAAUUGAAGGAAUGGAUUAAACCAGAUGGGUUCACCUACAAGUGUUUGAUUCGUGGGUUUUGUGACGUCGGUGAUUUGGUUGAAGCUUCAAAGAUAUGGAAUGUAAUGGUGGAUGAAGGUUUUGAUGUGGAUAUCGAUGGUGUCGAAAAGAUGAUGGAAACGCUUUUCAAAACAAAUAGAUUCGAUGAAGCAAUGAAGCUUUUUCAAUCCAUUGACGAUUUAGGGCUUUCGACUUACAAGCUUGUGAUUCAUUGGAUGUGUAAAAAGGGGAAGCUUGGUCACGCACGGAAGGUGUUCGAUGAAAUGCGUGAGAGAGGUAUACAACCAGAUUGUACAAUACAUGGUUCAUUAAUUUAUGGGUUUUUAAGCAACGGUAGAAUCCGUGAAGCUUAUAACAUUGCCGAAUCAAUUGAGAGACCCGAUAUAAGUGUUUACCAUGGUUUAAUCAAAGGACUCUUGAGAUUAAAAAAGGCAAAUGAAGCAACAAAUGUGUUUAGGGAGAUGAUAAGGAGAGGGUGUGAGCCUACAAUGCACACAUAUGUAAUGCUAUUGCAAGGGCAUUUAGGUAAAAGAGGGCGAAAAGGAGAUGACCCAUUGAUUAAUUUUGACACGAUUUUUGUUGGUGGGUUAGUUAAGGCUGGGAAGUCGUUGGAAGCUAGUAAAUAUGUUGAGAGAGUGAUGAAUCGAGGAGUUGAAGUGCCUAGAUUUGAUUAUAAUAAAUUCUUGCAUUAUUAUUCCAACGAAGAAGGUGUUGUUAUGUUUGAGGUGAUGUCGAAGAAAUUAAGAGAAGUUGGUUUGUUUGAUUUAGGUGACAUAUUUGAAAGAUAUGGUCAGAAAAUGGCCACUAGGGAGAAACGAAGAGAAAGAGAUAGAUGA